AUGGACACCCCCUCCCUGGUUCGCUUGGUAGCGCCCGCUUUGUCAGCGCGCUGCGCUCGCCGGUUACCCUCCAGCUCCAGCCGGCCCGCGGCAGACAGCGCCUCCGCUUCACAGCAGCCGCAGCUUCGUUCGCGCCGUCUCGGGCUCGUCUGCCUGCGACCUUCCCCCGGGCCGCGGCUGGUAGAGAAGGAGCCCCGGAGCCUCUGCUCGGACGGCCCCAAGAGUCUGCUGGGCUCGCCCGCCUCGGCGGGGCCCGCAGGUCGGUGGGGCGCGCGAGGGGCCGCGGCGGUUUUGGCGGCGGCGCCCGGCAUGUAUCAGAGCCCGCGGCGGCUCUGCUCCGCCCUGCUGCAGAGGGACGCGCCCGGCCUGCGCCGCCCGCCCGGCCCGCCGCCACCGCCGCGCUGCCUCUCGCCCACGGCCGCCCCGCGGCUCCCGUCCCCCCGGCUCCUGGCGGCGGCUUCGGCGGCCCGCGAGGUCGCGAGGUCGUGCUCCCGAACAGUGUAUCCCAUGGGAAACGGCACGAGCAGGCUCUACAGUGCUCUCGCCAAGACACUCAACAGCAGCGCGGCGUCCCAGCACCCGGAGUACCUGGUGGCCCCUGACCCAGAGCACCUGGAGCCCAUCGACCCCAAAGAGCUUCUGGAGGAAUGCAGGGCUGUCCUGCACACCCGGCCCCCGCGGUUCCAGAGGGACUUUGUGGCUCUGCCGGCCGAUUGCCCCAGUAGCCACCCUCCCAUUAGGGUCAUGCAGUGGAACAUCCUUGCCCAAGCGCUUGGAGAAGGCAAAGACAACUUUGUCCAGUGCCCUAUCGAAGCCCUCAAGUGGGAAGAAAGGAAGUGUCUGAUCCUGGAAGAGAUCCUCGCCUACCAGCCUGAUAUCCUGUGCCUCCAAGAGGUGGACCACUACUUCGACACCUUCCAGCCCCUCCUCAGUAGACUGGGCUAUCAGGGCACCUUCUUCCCCAAGCCCUGGUCGCCCUGUCUGGAUGUGGAGCACAACAAUGGACCCGACGGCUGUGCCUUGUUCUUCCUCCAAAACCGAUUCAAGCUGGUCAACAGUGCCAACAUCCGGCUGACGGCCAUGACGCUGAAGACCAACCAGGUGGCCAUUGCCCAGACCCUGGAGUGCAAGGAGUCCAGCCGCCAGUUCUGCAUCGCCGUCACCCACCUGAAGGCACGCACCGGCUGGGAGCGAUUUCGAUCAGCUCAAGGCUGUGACCUCCUCCAAAACCUGCAGGCCAUCACCCAAGGGGCCAAGAUUCCCCUGAUUGUUUGUGGAGACUUCAACGCAGAGCCCACAGAGGAGGUCUACAAGCACUUUGCUUCCUCCAGCCUCAAUCUGAACAGCGCCUACAAGCUGCUGAGCGCUGACGGGCAGUCGGAACCUCCGUACACGACCUGGAAGAUCCGGACCUCAGGCGAGUGCCGGCACACGCUCGAUUAUAUCUGGUACUCCAGGCAGGCGCUCAGCGUGCGGUCAGCCCUGGACCUGCUCACCGAGGAGCAGAUUGGACCCAACCGGCUACCGUCCUUCAAUUACCCUUCAGACCACCUGUCCCUAGUGUGUGACUUCAGCUUUAACGAGGAACCUUGAUGGACAUUUACAAAUCCUUGUCUGUGUCUUUUUAAUCGCAGGAGUCUUAACCAGGGAUGUUUCAGGAAACUGAAAUAGAAUAAGCUGACUGAGGAAGGGUUCCCAGUUUCUUCCACUUGUUUCCAGCAUGCCCUUGGGAAGGAACCCCGUUAGCUCACAUUAAAACCUACAGUGAAAAAGGUUUUUGCACUCCAGUAUUGCUUUGCAUUGUUUUCUUUCCCUUAGGAUUAAUUAUAUGUUGAUCAUUUAAGGGCAUUAUAUUAGGCUUGUUUUGAAGAUUUUUCUGUUAGAGUAUACUAUAUUAAAAUAGUAGACUUGCUUGAGUCUCCUAUGAUUAACAAGUAUGCAGGAACAGUGUCUCUAGACAACAUUUCAAGUUAUUUAUUUGUGUUUUUUAAUAUCAAGUUAUG
Molecule: messenger RNA, 2003 nt
Organism: Budorcas taxicolor (takin)
Lineage: Eukaryota; Metazoa; Chordata; Mammalia; Artiodactyla; Bovidae
Gene: NOCT
Product: nocturnin
Exons: 3
Coding region: 1-1593 (530 amino acids)
Biological process (GO): circadian rhythm
Molecular function (GO): poly(A)-specific ribonuclease activity
Source: RefSeq, a predicted model, not a curated record